CGACGCCAGAGCAAGUGUCGAGUGUGGAAUUGUGCCGCACGAUGCACCUGGCGACCCAAUUCGGCGGGAUGACCGUCGCUGCCGCACUCAUGGCGGCGGGCUCGCUGUGCAUCAAUGCUUCGAAAGUCGAUGGGAAGAUGCUGUACUUGAGCGCCACUGUAAUGCUCUUGGUGGAAGUGCUGAAGGGACUGAUUUGUGGAACAGUUGUCGCGGUUGUCGUCCCUCGCAAGACCGCCCUGUGGAUUGGAUGGCGCGAAACUCUGUAUUUUGCGAUUCCUGCGCUGCUCUACACAAUUGACAAUAACCUCGUGUUUGUGAUCCUUCGGUUCAUCGACCCUGCAACGUUGUCGAUCCUGUGGAACCUCAAGAUUUUCACGACUGCUGUGCUGUUCCGCGUCGUCCUCAGGCGGUCCAUUAGUCAUCUCCAAGUCGUGUCCCUCGUGCUUCUCAUGCUCGGUGUCGCCACGACCCAGUCGAAGCACGACGUCCAGCCCAUACUACAGCACCAUGAGAAUAUCACCACUGUUGCUUCUCGGCGGCAGUUCAUCCACGAGCAUGACACAUCGAGAGUGCUCAUCGGACUCGGGCUCGUGUCCAUUGCAUGCGUAAUCUCGUCAUUUGCCGGGAUUGCGACAGAGUUCGCACUGAAGAAGAACCCGGGAACCCCAUUCGUCGUCCAGAACAUUUACCUUGCCUCCUUCUCCAUGACGUUCAACGGCGUUGCGGCCCUCCUUCAAGUCGGCCCAGGUGGUUUCUUUUUCGGCUACAAUUCCUGGACAUGGGUGGUUGUGGGCAUCCAAGUCGUCGCUGGUCUGUGCAUGGGGCUCAUCCUGAAGUUCCUCGACAACAUUGCGUGUGUAUUCACCCACGCCAUGGCGAUGCUCUUCACGACCCUGGUCUCAAUCCUCUUUUUCUCGUUCGAUUUCUCGCUCGAAUUUGCGUGUGGCUUGAGCGUGUGCAUUGUUUCCAUGUACUUGUAUCACAUGCCGUCGGCGGGAGCAGUUUCAGCAGCACCGUCAUGCCAUGGUGAAAGCAAUUCCUCAGCCGAGAAGUACCACAAAGUUGCCAGGAUGAGCCCUAUUGCGUCGGACACAGUGAUCGACAGUCCAUGCGAGACCCAGGAUGACGACCAAGAUAGUGACGGCAAUGGCGAUGCUCUUGCAUGAGGGCCAUCACGAUUAUGUUGUUUAGAGGAUCUUAGAGCAAGCUUCAGUCUCUCCAUGUGCAGUCGAAUACAUCCUUCUUUAUCUGUCUCCA
Messenger RNA from Aphanomyces invadans, 1257 nucleotides. RefSeq lists its product as hypothetical. The transcript has a single exon. Gene Ontology annotation, biological process: pyrimidine nucleotide-sugar transmembrane transport. The coding region runs from base 42 to 1166 and encodes 374 amino acids. The record is from RefSeq and is a predicted model, not a curated record. Gene Ontology annotation, molecular function: pyrimidine nucleotide-sugar transmembrane transporter activity. NCBI's taxonomy places the organism in Eukaryota, Oomycota, Saprolegniomycetes, Saprolegniales, Verrucalvaceae. Gene Ontology annotation, cellular component: Golgi membrane.